CCAGAAGGGGAAAUGAAAGAGAAGGGGAAGAAGAGCAAAGAGAAAAGUGAAGAGGAGGAGACCCCAGGUAAAACCCGGAAAAGGAAAUCUAAGGAAGAAGGAGAAGAAAAGAACAGCAAAAAGGCUAAAAAGGAGGAGAAAGAGGAAGAAAAGAAAGAAAAGGCAGAAAAUAAGUGGAAAUGGUGGGAAGAGGAGAAGAAAGAAGACGGCGUAAAGUGGACACAACUGGAGCACCGAGGACCCUACUUCGCCCCCCUCUACGAGCCGUUGCCUGAUGAUGUGCAGUUUUAUUACGAUGGCAAACCCCUGAAGCUGAGCCUGGCCACGGAGGAAAUUGCCACCUUCUAUGCCAAAAUGCUCGAUCAUGAAUACACGACGAAGGAGAUCUUCCAGAACAACUUCUUCAACGACUGGAGGAAGGAGAUGACCUCAAAGGAGCAGAAGAUAAUCAAGGACCUGGACAAGUGCGACUUCACGGAGAUCCACAAGUACUUUGUGGACAAAAGUGAGGCACGGAAAGCACUCUCCAAAGAGGAUAAGCAGAAACUGAAGGAGGAGGCAGAUAAGAUCCAGGAGGAGUAUGGGUACUGCAUCCUGGAUGGGCACCGGGAGAAGAUAGGCAACUUCAAAACUGAGCCGCCGGGGCUGUUCCGUGGACGUGGUGACCACCCCAAAAUGGGCAUGCUGAAGAAAAGGAUCAUGCCAGAAGACGUUAUCAUCAACUGCAGCAAGGACUCCAAGAUCCCCAAGCCACCAGAAGGGCACAAGUGGAAGGAGGUGCGCUUUGACAACACGGUUACCUGGCUGGCCUCGUGGACGGAAAACAUCCAGAACACUUUGAAGUACAUCAUGUUGAACCCCAGCUCCAAGCUGAAGGGGGAGAAAGACUGGCAGAAGUAUGAGGUAGCCCGGCGCUUAAAGGAUGUUGUCCACAAAAUCCGUUCUCAGUACCGAGCCGAUUGGAAGUCCAAGGAGAUGAAGAAGCGGCAAAGAGCAGUGGCCCUCUACUUCAUUGAUAAGCUGGCCCUGCGAGCCGGCAAUGAGAAGGAGGAAGGGGAGACUGCGGACACAGUUGGCUGCUGCUCCUUGCGCGUGGAGCACAUCAAGCUGCACGACAAGCUGGAUGGGCAGGAGCACGUGGUGGAGUUCGACUUCCUUGGGAAAGACUCGAUCCGUUACUACAACAAAGUGUCGGUGGAGAAGCUGGUGUUCAAGAACCUGCAGCUGUUCAUGAAGAACAAGGACCCAGCAGAUGACCUCUUUGACAGGCUCAAUACAUCCAUCUUGAACAGACACCUCCAGAGUCUGAUGGAUGGUUUGACUGCCAAAGUGUUCAGGACCUACAACGCCUCCAUCACCCUGCAGGAGCAGCUCAAGGCACUCACUAACUCUGAAGACAAUGUUGCAGGAAAGCUCCUCUCCUACAACCGAGCUAACCGAGCUGUGGCCAUCCUGUGCAACCAUCAGAGGUCUACACCAAAAACCUUUGAGAAGUCGAUGCAAAACCUCCAGACCAAGAUCGAUGCCAAGAAGCAGCAGGUGGAGGAAGCCCAGCAAGAGCUGAAAAAAGCUGAAGAUGAGUUCAAAGACACAAAAGAUGCCAAAGCAGAAGCCAAUGUGGAGAAGAAAAAGAAGCUGUUGAAGCGGCUGGAAGAGCAGCUGGCCAAGCUGAACGUCCAGGCCACAGACAAGGAGGAGAACAAGCAGAUAGCUCUGGGCACGUCCAAGCUGAAUUACCUGGACCCCAGGAUUAGCAUAGCCUGGUGCAAGAAGUUUGGCGUGCCCAUCGAGAAGAUCUACAACAAGACGCAGAGGGAGAAGUUUGCCUGGGCGAUUGACAUGGCCGAUGAGGACUUUGAAUUCUGAGACAGUGCCUUUCAUGUUACCUCGUGCUCGUUUGGUGCUGUUGGAAAGGGAUUUUUUUAUGUGCUGCUGCAGUUGCAGGGGUGGGGCUGGGGGGUUGUCUAAUGAAAGAGUUUGAUACGGGUAUUUUGUGCCUUUUUUUGUAU
Messenger RNA from Fulmarus glacialis (Northern fulmar), 2009 nucleotides. It is a transcript of the gene TOP1MT, whose product is annotated as topoisomerase (DNA) I, mitochondrial. Gene Ontology annotation, cellular component: chromosome; mitochondrial nucleoid. The record is from RefSeq and is a predicted model, not a curated record. Bases 13 to 1866 code for a protein of 617 amino acids. NCBI's taxonomy places the organism in Eukaryota, Metazoa, Chordata, Aves, Procellariiformes, Procellariidae. Gene Ontology annotation, molecular function: DNA binding; DNA topoisomerase type I (single strand cut, ATP-independent) activity. Gene Ontology annotation, biological process: DNA topological change; DNA replication. The transcript is spliced from 14 exons.